This is a messenger RNA of Boleophthalmus pectinirostris (great blue-spotted mudskipper), 2416 nucleotides long. Its product is annotated as transcription factor Sox-19b-like. Gene Ontology annotation, biological process: cell differentiation; regulation of DNA-templated transcription; anatomical structure morphogenesis. Gene Ontology annotation, molecular function: DNA-binding transcription factor activity, RNA polymerase II-specific; RNA polymerase II cis-regulatory region sequence-specific DNA binding. The record is from RefSeq and is a predicted model, not a curated record. The coding region runs from base 696 to 1571 and encodes 291 amino acids. The transcript has 2 exons. Lineage: Eukaryota; Metazoa; Chordata; Actinopteri; Gobiiformes; Gobiidae.
UUAUUGCACUUUCAAAUGAUGUUUUGAAACCCUAUAAAUUGUUUAUCCAUUAAAACCUAAUUAUUUGAAAGCUGCAAUUAGUCUAUGUGCCAAAUGCCCUGUGCCAAACACUGUUCUUAGCUGUGCGCAUGAUGUGCCGAACGCGCGGUGUUACGUACUUUCUCAGAGCGUGCACACCGGGCCCGGGACAGAGCGCGGGCCCGGAGCAGCACCAGAACAGCACCAGAGCGGUCUCCCAUCUGUCAUAUGUCCUCAUGGACGGCUUCAUGAACACGCCUGUGUCCGUCCUGCUCCCUGAGCUCCGGUCAGCGCCGCGGGGGGGCUAUGAAUCACUUACGUCAACUUGUGUCCCGCGCCACAGCUCUUUUGAGUUGUAAAUGCACGCGCACAUGGGGUGGAGCGCUGCCAUUGGUCCAGAGCCCCGGCCUGAAUGACAAUAAGGCCCGGGCGCGCGCACACAACAAGUGCUCUGGAGUGAGGAGAGUUUAGUCAAACCGCUGGACUCACGAGAGGAGCAUGCGCCUGGCCCGGACACUCUCUUUUCUCUACCAAACUCACCACAAACUUACCGAAAAUAACCGCACCAGUGUAAGGCCCGCGUGCACGCACAUGUGAACCUGUGACAGACUCUGAUUAGAUAAUCGGGCACAGCCGCGCGCCGCAGCCGCUCUCCCCCGCAGGACCCCCGCAGGACCAUGUAUAGUCUACUGGAGCACGAGAGCCAGAGUCAGGGCCUGUCCCCGCUCACCGCCAGCGGCCCCACGCACCCCAGCUCCAAGAGCGCGUGCACUCCGGAGAGCGAUCCAAUGGAUAAGGUGAAGAGGCCGAUGAACGCCUUCAUGGUGUGGUCCCGGGGCCAGCGGCGGAAGAUGGCCCAGGAGAACCCCAAGAUGCACAACUCUGAGAUCAGUAAGCGCCUGGGGGCCGAGUGGAAGCUGCUGAGUGACACGGAGAAGAGGCCCUUCAUAGACGAGGCCAAGAGGCUCCGCGCGGUGCACAUGAAGGAGUACCCCGACUACAAGUACAAGCCCCGCAGGAAGAGCAAGCCGCUGCUCAAGAAGGACACUCCCGUGGGCAAGUUCCCUCUGGCCCCUGGGGGCCUGUUGGCUGCUCAGGGCCAGAGCACAAGCCCGCGCAUGGACAGCUACGGCUGGGCCCCAGCUGGAGGAUACGGGGGUAUGCAGGCCGACUCCAUGGGCUACACUCAGCAGCUGCACCGCUACGACCUGUCUGCCCUCCAGUACCCCACCAUGAGCCCCACCAUGAGCCCGGCACAGAGCUACAUGAACGGAGCCAACUCCUACAGCCCGCUGUCCUACAGCCCCCAGCCCCCUCCUGCCCCCAUGACCAUGUCCAUGGUGAAGCCCGAGGCCGCCUCCCCUCCCCCCUCCCACCAUCGGGGGGCGCUGCAGGGGGACCUGCGGGACAUGAUCAGCAUGUACAUCCCGGGCGGCGCGGGGGACAGCCCCGACGCUCCUGGGGCGGCGGCGGCCGUGCACCAUCGUGGGAGCUACGGCGGGGUCCAGCCGCAUUACCUGACCCCGGGCAGCAUGCCGCUCACACACAUCUGAGGAGGCCACGCCCACUGCCAGACAGGCCACACCCCUCAUGUCCUGACCCCGCCCACUGGUUUCCGGGACUCUGCCUGUGUGGACGGCGAAUUGCAGGAGUGGUCAGGUGGGCUACACGUCAGGGGGACUAGUUUUCUAUAGGCUUGGUACAUAAUCCGAGCGUUCUGUUAAGUGCCCCAUUGCUGUCUGACCACACCUACUGCAGGAUGGCCACGCCCACUUUUUCUGGACUGUAUUUGUCGCCCUGACUCUCGCUGUAGUGCUCAGGUGUCUCCUGCCACGUGUACACCUGACACCUCAAGUGUUACACUGGCCUCGCCCACACUUCCAACUUGAAUCUGUGUUGUAUGUUUGUUUUUCACUUGUACAUAGGCCUGACUCCUCAUCCAAGUGUUCACAUGUGAUGGGAGUGCAACACUUUUUCUUUUUACUGACCAUGUGCAUUGUACAUUGACCAUGCCACUUACAAACUGACCACGCCCUCUCCUGACUUUUAGGACUGACGUUGUAUGGACUUGUAUGCUUGUCAGACGGGCGUUUUCUACAGGUUUUAAAGAUCGUGUGGACAGAACUGAGCAGGAAGAGACAUGGAUUUCCUUCCUACCUCCUGGUUCAUACUUCCUGGUUCCUAGACAGCAUGAACAGUGUCCUGUAUGUUUUUUUUUGUGUCCUUUUGGAAGACUGUGUCAAACUUCUGUUGGACAAUCAGCACUGGACCCACCACCAUGUUUUUUUUUCCAUGUUUUGUUUGUAGAAAUGUCUCAACUUUCUGUGAUGACGCUCUUAAUAAGAGUGAGUUUGACCUAAAUGUAUAUUUUAAUAAAAUUAAGUGUUUUUAAUAGUCA